AGCUGUGCCAGUGCCAUCAUAGUGAUUUGAUGUGGAAAAAAGAUUGUGAAACAGUCUGUCGUAACUCUAUUACCCGUCUCCCAGAUUAUCUUCAGACAGGACUAAAUAACACUAGGCUACCGUCAUAGAUGGAUUAGAUGCGUAAAAGAAAGUAAGAGAGUGUAGGCUAUCACCAGAGCAACAAAAGAAGAGAUGGUGGUUUCCGCGUAACUGGACAUGCAGCUGACGGGAGACUUUCCACAUCAGAGAUGUCAACAUGCGGAAUACGAAAAGAUCUCAAACAUCUAAACUGAAAUGUCGGACUUCCUGCUGCAAUCAUCACCAAGAUACUUUCACCCCUGAGGACAACAAACAGCAUAUUCCCGAACAAAGGGACAACCCAGAGUGAAGUUCUCCUAAAGCAGUAGAACAUUUAAAGGGAAAUCACCAGUUAAUGACUAUGUAGAUUGGCAAGUUGUGUGACCUCUGCUGUUUACUUUUAUACUUUAGUAUGUAGGAGGUGAAGUGAAUCUACACCAAACAGACAAAUAAUUUUGGAAGUCUAAAGAAAAACAGCUAACUUACAGGCAAGGAGGCUGGAGGGACUGUAGACUGAAGCUCGGUGGUUUGCAUGAUCAGCCCCUGAAGAUGCUCCACACUGGUAACUACUCAUUGGUGUUGCUGAUCCAGCUGACACUGUUGGCCUAUGACCUCUUUGUCAACUCCUUCAGUGAACUCCUGAGAGGUGCGCCUGUCAUCCAACUAGUGCUAUUCAUCAUCCAGGACAUUGCCAUCUUGUUCAACGUGAUCAUCAUUCUGCUGAUGAUGUUCAACACCUACGUGUUCCAGGUCGGCCUGUUGUCCCUGCUGCUGGAGAGAUUCAGGGCACUUCUGAUAUUCUCUGUUCUUUACCUGAUCCUCAGCAUCUGCUUCCACUGCUGGGUGUUGAACCUUAGAUGGCUCAAGUCAAACCGUUUUGUUUGGACGGAUGGUCUUCAAGCUCUUUUUGUUUUCCAGAGAACAGCGGCAGUGUUAUAUUACUACUUAUACAAACGCACAGCAGAGUUUAUGGGAGACCCGAGGCUGUAUGAGGACUCUCUGUGGCUGCGUGACGCCUUCGCCAGAGCUCGUCAGUGAAGAAGGGACAGCUGCAUUAUCAUCAGCUUACAAAUGACCCUUGGAAAGCAUUACACUAUUAAACGGAACAAAGCAAUUAGCUGAUGUUGAACACUGAUGGAAUUCACUAACGGGUCAAGAGAACGAAGGGAAGUCUCAACCACAGUUUCUGUUUACUGGCUCUUUGUAGCCAAGCAGGCAGCCGGCCAAAUGGUUUACAGCAACAUGUAAGCCAGCCAUGGUAUGUGUAGUAUUGUAUUCAUCAGGAUUGGAUCUGUUAAUCUAUGUGGCCUUUGUAAAUCAUUUUGAGUCGCAGGCUAAAUGAAAGGUAGAAAGGAAAGUUUAGGGAACAACUGUUACAGAUGCAGGUAUCGCCUCCCAUGAUCUGUAUAUAAUGUACCAUGUAGAACAAUAUAUUGUGAUAGUUUUGUUGGAAAUGUUGUUAUUCCCUGCGAAGAUGGAAGUAUGUGCUGUUAAUGUAAUUUUAAUAAGCCAAUUUUCAUGUGAACCCAGUUGUCUUUGGGGAUCUUUGAAUCGUGUUCCUGCUGUUUUUAAUAAAUAAUCCUUCUCUAA
This is a messenger RNA of Micropterus salmoides (largemouth bass), 1668 nucleotides long. It is a transcript of the gene tmem138, whose product is annotated as transmembrane protein 138. Gene Ontology annotation, cellular component: cilium. The record is from RefSeq and is a predicted model, not a curated record. The coding region runs from base 628 to 1116 and encodes 162 amino acids. Lineage: Eukaryota; Metazoa; Chordata; Actinopteri; Centrarchiformes; Centrarchidae. The transcript is spliced from 5 exons.